Messenger RNA from Momordica charantia (bitter melon), 1892 nucleotides. RefSeq names its product calmodulin-binding family protein. The record is from RefSeq and is a predicted model, not a curated record. Lineage: Eukaryota; Viridiplantae; Streptophyta; Magnoliopsida; Cucurbitales; Cucurbitaceae.
GCAGAAACAAAAAAUGCAGUCUGUGUUUUUUCAUGGAAACUGGGCUCGAGUUAUCGAGGCACUUUAUUUGACCACUCUCAAAUUCUCCGGUCUUCACCCAACUUUAUAAAUCUCUAAGCCUUCUUUGUUCUCCACCAUUUUUCCCAUUCCCCAAUCCCCAACACAGUUAAUUCCAAUUCCAAAGUUUUAAUCUUUGAAUCAUUCAGACCAAAAAUUCUUCGCCAUUCAAAGCAUUUCAGUGCUUCCUCUGUCCCCGAUUUCGUAUAAAAACAGAGGUUCCACACCAAAUCCCACUCACAAUUUCAUCCUGUUCCCUCACCAAACUUCAGAAUCGAAACAACCCCAUUUCGAUUCUCCUUCAUUAAUUUCUGGGUUUCAUUCCAAUUUGCCGAAAUCUUGCGAGCUCCCAUCCAUGGGGUUAUCCCUGUCCCUGCUGAUUUCAGCCUGGAAACAGAUUCUGGACCAAGGGCUCUUCAUAAUCUGCAACAAUUCGAGCUUCUCUCCAAAAGAAAAGGCUCUGAUUUUGAAAUCGAACAGCUUCAAGAUUACAGAGCCGGAAGCAGCCAAAAACAGAGCUCUGAUUUUGAAAUCUAGCAGCUUCAAGAUUUCGGAGCCGGAAGCAGUGAAAAACAGAGCACCCACCGGCAGAACGAAACCGAACAGUUUGAAGGGGAACAAGCCGGAGAUUCUGGAGACCAGUUUCUCGUUUAAGACUGUGAUUAAUCAGGAUGCGGCGUUCAGCUUCCCUGUUUCGGCCGGAAAAUAUGCCAAAUCGGCGGCUUCUCUGCCGGAGCCGGCGGUUCUGUACUCGCCGAGGCCGGUGAGCGAGCUGGACGCGGCGGCGGUGAAGCUGCAGAAGGUCUACAAAAGCUACCGGACGAGGAGGAAUCUGGCGGAUUGCGCGGUGGUUGUGGAAGAAUUGUGGUGGAAGGCCAUCGAUUUUGCCAAUCUGAAGCGGAGCUCUGUUUCGUUUUUUAACAUCGAGAAGCCGGAAACCGCCGUGUCGCGGUGGGCCAGAGCCAGAACAAGAGCUGCCAAGGUUGGAAAAGGUUUGAGCAAGGACGACAAGGCCCAAAAGUUAGCCCUGCAGCACUGGCUUGAAGCUAUUGAUCCACGCCACCGUUAUGGCCACAAUUUGCACUUGUACUACGACGUCUGGUUUGCAAGUGAGAGCAAUCAGCCAUUCUUCUACUGGCUGGAUAUUGGAGAUGGGAAAGAAAUCAACCUCGAGAAAUGCCCAAGAGCAACUCUGCAGCGGCAAUGCAUCAAAUAUUUGGGUCCAAAAGAAAGAGAAGCUUAUGAAGUAGUGGUGGAAAAUGGGAAGCUGGUUUAUAAACAGAGUGGAUCCAUUGUGGAAACCAAAGAAGGUUCCAAGUGGAUAUUUGUUCUGAGCACUGCAAGAUCCUUGUACGUUGGCCAGAAAAAGAAGGGCCAAUUUCAACACUCGAGUUUUCUCUCCGGCGCCGCCACCACCGCCGCCGGCCGGCUGGUGGCCCAUGAUGGGUUCAUUACGGCAAUUUGGCCGUACAGUGGUCAUUAUCACCCCACUGAAGCUAAUUUCAAAGAAUUUCUCAGCUUCCUUGAAGAAAACCACGUAGAUCUCACCAAUGUCAAGAUGUGUGCAAUUGACGACGACAGUCAAUACAAGGCCGUCGAUGAGGAACAGAAACCGGAAUCACGCGAGGUUUCCUCCAAAUCUACACCGUUGGAUGAAAUCAAAUCGACAGCUGUCGUAGAAUCAGGAGAGAAGUUCACAGUCGCCGUGCCGGCGGUGGAGCCGAAGAAAGACGACGGCCGGAAGGUGGAGGAAGCGGGCGUUAUUUAGUUUGUUACAUCAAUUCUUCUUGUAAAAAGAAUAAAUUUGAAAGGAAAUCACAUACAUAUUUAUCUUU